AUGGAUGUCUUGGCUAGUUAUAGUAUAUUCCAGGAACUCCAGCUUGUCCACGACACCGGCUACUUCUCAGCUUUGCCAUCCUUGGAGGAAAACUGGCAGCAGACAUGCCUGGAGUUGGAGCGAUACCUUCAGACUGAACCACGGAAGAUCUCUGAGACCUUCGGUGAGGAUUUGGACUGCUUCCUUCAUGCCUCGUCAGCCCCAGAUGCAGAGGACAAUAUCCGACGGCUGGACCCCAUCCUUUUACCAGUGGAGACGAGUACGUGUGACAAAAGUGCCAGCAUGGACAUUAUCCUCUCACGGGACAAGCUGCUGUCUGAGACGUGCCUCAGCUUGCAGUCCACCAGCUCUUCCACAGAAGGCUACACAGCCGUCAACCAGGCCCAACUCAAUGCAGUAACCUCAUUAACGCCUCCUUCCUCUCCAGAGCUCAGCCGCCACCUUGUAAAAACCUCACAAACUCUCUCAGCGGUGGAUGGCACGGUGACGUUGAAAUUGGUGGCCAAGAAAACUUCACUCAGCUCCAUGAAAGUGGGUGUAGCAACAGCGACCGCGGGGACAAUAAAAAGUGGGCAAAGUGACAGUGAACAAGGAGGUACAGGGGCAGAAGCAUCCCCAGAAAACAAGAAGAGGGUUCAUCGCUGUCAAUUUAAUGGGUGCCGGAAGGUUUAUACAAAGAGCUCCCAUUUAAAGGCUCACCAGAGGACUCAUACAGGUGAGAAGCCUUACAAGUGCUCGUGGGAAGGGUGCGAGUGGCGUUUUGCACGGAGCGACGAGCUCACAAGGCAUUACAGAAAGCACACGGGUGCAAAGCCCUUUAAAUGCAACCAUUGUGACAGGUGUUUUUCCAGGUCUGAUCACCUUGCCCUCCACAUGAAGAGACACAUCUAA
Molecule: messenger RNA, 891 nt
Organism: Gavia stellata (red-throated loon)
Lineage: Eukaryota; Metazoa; Chordata; Aves; Gaviiformes; Gaviidae
Gene: KLF7
Product: KLF transcription factor 7
Exons: 4
Coding region: 1-891 (296 amino acids)
Biological process (GO): regulation of transcription by RNA polymerase II
Molecular function (GO): RNA polymerase II cis-regulatory region sequence-specific DNA binding; DNA-binding transcription factor activity, RNA polymerase II-specific
Source: RefSeq, a predicted model, not a curated record